CUUCCUUUGCGUUGGAUGCCGGCUCCGGGACGCGCAAUCGCGCGGAAUUUUCCUGCUAACUUCUUCUGCAAUACUACAAGGCAAGUCACGGAUCCCGUUCAUCGUCUUCCUUCCUUGGGUCGUCGCGUUGGACCGAUCGAAGCUUCCAAUGACCGCCAGGCGGGCCCGGGACGUUACGGCGAGAGGAAAGCGGCCGCGCACCCAUUAAAAGCACCUUAGGCAGGGCAGCCGUUCCUGAAUCCUGAGCGGCGGCGGUCGUGGUCGUGACUCGCUAGCUUCCGAGCUCGGAGUUGAGCGUUCACGCCGGCGGGAUGGCGGGGCACUCGCAGGCCAUGGUCGAGAAGAUGCAGCUGCGGCAGGGCUACCGCAACGUCUGGCACACCGACCUCACCAACGCCGUCGCCGCGGACCUCCCAUGGUGCUGCCUGUCGCUGUGGUGCGGCCCCUGCGUUUCCUACAUGCUGCGCAGGCGCGCGCUCUACAAUGACAUGUCAAGAUACGUGUGCUGCGCCGGGUACAUGCCGUGCAGCGGCAAGUGCGGCGAGAGCCAGUGCCCCGAAGUCUGCCUCGCCACCGAGGUGUUCUGCUGCUUCGGCAACUCGGUGGCGUCCACCCGGUUCCUGCUGCAGGACGAGUUCAACAUCCAGACGACGCAGUGCGACAACUGCAUCAUCGCCUUCAUGUUCUUCCUGCAGCAGCUCGCCUGCAUCUGCUCCCUCGUCGCCUGCAUCGUCGGCAACAGCGAGCUCUCCGACGUCGCGCACGUCAUCUCCUGCAUGUCUAACCUGGUCUACUGGACGGUCUGCUCGUGUAUGCAGACGCAGCACAAGGUGGAGAUGGACAAGAGGGACGGCACGUUCAACACCAUGUCUGCACCUCCGAUGCAGGAGAUGUCACGCUGGUAAAGGUGCGAGUGACAUGUCGCGCUUCCAUCAGCAGGUGCAGCAGCCUCAAGACAGAUACGGAUAUAAGUAGCUACGAACCAUCUUGUCAGGAGGAGGAUGAAAUUUUCAGGAGAAGGAAUAGAGAGACAAAAUAGAUAUGGAUUCAGUCUCCUGUUUGUUUGGGUGAUUUUCGUGUUCCAAGCGAGUUUUUGAGUUGUGAUUUCUGAACAUUGAUCCUCGUCUUUUCUGUUCCUGACACAUACGGUACUUCAUAGCAAUAAGAUGAGGCAAUGAGACUGCAUUUGCAGUUCUCCACGAUAAAAAUUGCUUUGAUUGCUCGCC
This is a messenger RNA of Panicum virgatum (switchgrass), 1226 nucleotides long. RefSeq lists its product as uncharacterized. The record is from RefSeq and is a predicted model, not a curated record. The transcript is spliced from 7 exons. Lineage: Eukaryota; Viridiplantae; Streptophyta; Magnoliopsida; Poales; Poaceae. Bases 312 to 905 code for a protein of 197 amino acids.